CGUCAUGCUUGAUUGAGCAGGCCUUGUGUGUGCUUAGUUAAUGGUUACUAAGAACUCAUUUGCCUGUUUUCAAUACAUGUGAUCCAUAAGCUGGGACGACAGGACUGAUUUUUUUUUCUUCGAGUUAAUUUUUUCUUUUCGAAUCAGGUUUUGGGAUUUUGUUAAAACACUAUACAGUGGGAAGGAAUCUUUAACCUUAACAACAGAACAGUGUUGAAUAUUUUUUUUUGGUUGGAUUUUCAAACAUUAAUAAUUUUAGGUAUGUUCAAGGCAAAUUAACUGAAGGGAUGUACAGACUUAGAUAGUGAAAGUUAUUUUUGGUUAAAAUCCACAUUCCGCAAUCAUGGCAUGUGAUAUCAAGACUUUUGCCUUGAGGCAAGGUUCCUUCCUAAUCCCAGUGCUAUUAAUUAUUUUGCUAUUUAAUGGGAUUUAUUCACAAACUAUUCCUGGUAACCCCACUAUUGUUGGUGAUUUUGAGAAGAAUGAAGGAGAAACAGCAACACUGAGUUGUACGUCAGUCGGGGGUAAUCCUCUCCCAACAGUGGAAUGGUACAAGAACAAUCAGCUGGUGGAUCCAGGAAGCAGCAGCACGGGGAAUGGUGAUGGAGUGUAUACAAUUGGAUCCACCUCUGUUACUUACAAUAACUACACAUUCACAGUGUCCAGAUCAGACAACCUUGUCUCCUACAUCUGUAGGGUGAAAAACUCAGUAUUAUCCAAUAAUCUUACUCGCUCAUGGACAAUUAGUGUUUAUGUGCAAACUCAGCAACCUGUCAUUACCGGUCCCGAGCCUGCGAUCACCAAUGCCCUUGAUGCUGGAUCUACUUACAAAUAUGUGUGUUCCGCAAGUAAUGGUCGACCUGCCCCCCAAAUCUUAUGGAAACUCGGAACCUCUCUGUCAACUGCGGUUGAAUUUCAUCAAGGAAUCUCGGAGAGCACCAUCACAAAUGCUGACAGCACACUGACCAAGACCAGCAACCUGAGCUGGGUCCCCAUCACUGACGACAAUGGAAAGAAUCUCUAUUGUGAGACAGUGCAAACCACCGCUGGUGGCAGCUCCACCAGAAAGUCCACCUUUGUACCAAUUAAUGUACAGCAAACACCCCUCCUUCAGGUUGGCAGCGCUUUUUACACGACUCAGGUGGGGGGAUCAGUGACCUUGGCCUGCACUGUCCUGGCAGCAACCCCGGCUGUCACUGACGUUUUCUGGUCAAGGCUGGUUAAUGGCGUCUAUACCAGGAUCAGUAUUGACAACAUUCGAUUUUUCGGAGCCACCACUUCCAAUGCUAAUUUGACCAUUAAUAGUGUGGCUCUAACUGAUGCAACAAGCUACAGGUGCUCAGCAACGAAUGCGGCAGGAACAGGCACCAGCUCAGCAACCACACUUUCUGUAUCAGGAAGUGCCCCGUUAGUACAGAUAGACCAGGACAAGUACCCUAGUACUAGUGGUAACACAGUUACCCUGGUGUGUGAUGUCUACUCCAGCCUCAGCGUCUCCCGCGUCUACUGGGAGAGGGAGGUCGGGGGUCAGUUUACGGCCAUUGAUGUGGCGGGGAAUCCCAGUAAAUAUGGGGGAGUGACCAUCUCCUCCCCCUCCCUGGUGGUGAAAAGCGUGACUACCAGUGAUGCUGGAAGGUACCGCUGUGUAGCAAUAAAUAUAGCAGGAACGGGGCAGGACACUACUGUUCUAGAAAUACAAGGAAAUCUGCCUCGUGUAACAAUUGAGAAGGACUCCUACUCUGUCAAUGAGGGCAAUGCCGUGACAUUGGCCUGCACAGUUCUAUCUUCCACUUCCACAAAUAUAAUUGACGUAUCAUGGCAAACCAUCGAAAACGGUGUCAGUAGAACACUAAAUGUCAACGACCCAAGUAAAUAUGCUGGAGCCUCCAUAAGUAACCCCUCCCUUACCAUAUUUAAUGCAGAAAUAUCAGAUAAUGGACAGUACAGGUGCACUGCUACUAACACAGUUGGGACGGGAGAGAGUGCCAUUACGACCCUGAAAGUCAUUGCGAAGCCUUCAUUCAGAAUCAGUCAGAGCUCCUACUCGGUUAAUUAUGGCAGCAAUGUCACUCUCCAGGUCACCAUAUCAUCACCAGAUGCACAGAUUCUGGCCAUCAACUGGCAGCACACCACAAAGGCAGGGAUCACCAACUACAUCCUGACGGGGGGUGGUAGAUACAGCGGGGCCAUCAUCGGAUCCCCCAGCCUGAGGAUCUCCUCCGUUACAUUCUCUGAUGAAGGAACCUAUCGCUGCCUUGUCACCAGUUCUGCAGGAUCUACCACAAGUGGACCGAUCUCUUUAACCGUCAUAGGAACUGUUCCCUCUGUGGUGAUUGGCUCAGGUUCUGCCAUUGUAUUUGGUGGAAACGUCUCGAUAAGCUGCUCCAUUUCAUCCAAUCCUAUUGAACAAUCUGUAUCAUGGCAGAAAACUGUGAAUGGAGCUACUACAACUCUGAACAUCAUUGGAAACCCCAGAUAUGAGGGUGGCACCCUCUCCAACCCCUCCCUGACCAUCUACAAUGUCAAUCUGGGGGACAGUGGGGAGUAUAGAUGUCUGGCCACCAAUAUUGUAGGAACAGGUCAGAGUGGGCCUGCAAUGAUAGACGUCACCGGAGGUGUUCCAGCUGUUACUAUUGGUUCUGGAUCCACCGUGUACGUGGGUGAUGAUGUCACAAUAUCUUGUUUCGUGUCAGGAACACCUGCUGUUACCUCUGUUUCAUGGGAGCAAACCAUCAAUUCUACCACAACCGCCGUGAACGUAAACGAUCUCACAAAGUACUCUGGUGGUACCGUGGCAACACCCAGUCUUACCAUAAAAAAUGUCAACAAAGCCAACGAAGGCAGCUAUCGAUGCCGAGCAACGAACCUGAUAGGAACAGGUCAAAGUGUCACCUCAGCAUUUAUAAGUGUGAUUGGAGGUCUUCCUGUGACCCUGAUUGGACCAGAUGUCAGUGUUACCGUUGGCAACCAAGCAACAAUCACCUGCUCAGUAUCAGGGUAUCCACUUAGCACAAGCAUUGCUUGGCACAAAAUAGCCAAUGGAGUCCGAACCGAAAUAGACACCUCACAGACUCGGUUCAGUGGAGGAACCAUCUCCACCCCUUCCCUCACCAUUAGUCCAGUGGAAAGUUCAGAUGAAGGCGAUUACCAGUGUACUGCCACCAACAUACUGGGGACCAGUCCAAGUGGAACCGCUUAUUUAGAUGUAUUGGGCAGUAUUCCCUCAGUAGAAAUCCCCAGUUUUUCCUAUACUGUUGCCUUUGGUUCCCAGAUUCGACUCCAGUGUGUGGUCAAUUCUAUCCCCCCCGCCACCAGCAUUCGCUGGCUCAAAACCUACCAAGGCGUGACCUCCGCUGUCACUCUCAACCCCUCCAAGUACAGCGGGGGGACAAUAAGUGAUCCUUCAUUGAGAAUUUUUAAUGCUGAGUUGUCUGAUGAAGCUACCUAUGUGUGCUCUGCUACUAACAUCGUAGGAACCGGCACCAGUCGGGAAAUGACCUUGAGUGUUGUUGUGUCUUUGCCUACAGUCCAGGUUGGAUCCUCUGCCUACACGGGGAUCAAUGGAGGAUCAGUCACCCUUGUGUGUUCCAUCAUCAGCUCUAACCCCACGGCAACUUCUGUCAUCUGGGAGAAGGACAUUAACGGGAACCCCACCAGUGUCCAGAGCUUCAUGGGGACGCGGGUCUCAGGAGGGACAGUGAGUCAGCCAUCCCUCACGAUUUCCUCCCUGACGGGCGGUGACACGGGGACAUACUACUGCUCUGCUAGAAAUAGCGUUGGAACCGGGUCACGAUCUACCACUACACUCACUGUACAAAAUCGUCCAACCAUCACCUUGCCUCAGUCCACUUAUAACAUCAAUUUUGGACAAGAUGUCACCUUAGUAUGCAAUGUGACCUCUGACACGACCUUGACCUCUGUAGUAUGGAGGAAGUACAAUAAUGGUGUACCCACUAACAUGGUGGUUACUGGCUUAUCACGUUACAGUGGGGGCACCACUCAGACCCCAAGUCUUACCAUAAGAGCACUCGUGUUUAAUGACUCGGGAAUUUACGAUUGUUCAGCUACCAAUUUCGCAGGAACUAGUGUCAGUGGUCAGAUAACUCUAAAUGUUAGAGGAACUGUUCCUAGCGUAAACAUUCCGCAGACCAGUUACAGUGUAACGUAUGGAGGUUCAAUCACUCUCCAGUGUAUCGUAAACUCCAAUCCAUUCCAAAGCGAGGUGGAAUGGCAGCGCAUCGCUAGCGGCGUGUCCACCACCAUCAAUGUGGCGUCUGAACCGCGAUACAGUGGUAGUUCUCCAAACACACCAUCACUGACCAUAACCGGGGCCGUUAGUGGUGAUGCAGGGGUAUAUGUGUGCUCUGCCACAAAUGAUGCCGGGAAGGGUGUGAGUGGGCAGACAGUAUUAAGUGUAAUAGGAAAUGUGCCCAGUAUCUCUGUCACUCAGACGUCCUACAGUGUUUUCGUUGGGUCCAGCGUGACCUUGACCUGCAGUGUGUCGGGUAACCCACCCGUGACCAAUGUCUUCUGGACCGUGACCAGGAAUGGUGUUACUCAGAAUGUAGUGACAUCUGGAGGCAGUCGCUUUAGUAACGGAAAUUCCAACAUUCCGUCCUUGACCUUGACUAAUGCUCAGCUGGGUGACUCCGGCACUUUUAUCUGCAAGGCCCAGAACUCUGCUGGAACCUCGGAGAGCUCUGGUAUCACCCUCACCGUGUCUGGAGAUGUUCCCAGUGUUUCCGUGGCCCAGCUGAGUUACAGUGUGGUGAUGAAUGGCGAUGUCACCAUGACAUGUUCUGUGUCAGCCAAUCCCGCGGCCACGAUUAGGUGGAUCUUCACAGCGAACUCUGGUGGCACAACGACAAUCUCCUCGUCAACAUCUAAAUACACCUUCUCCUCCUCCACAAGUUCCUCGUCGCUGACGGUCAGGACGGCGAACAGUAAUGACCAGGGAAGUUACGCUUGCUCCGCGACCAACUCAGUGGGAACUAGACAAGCCACGGCGACACUGACUGUCACAGGAAAUUACCCCUCUGUAAACAUGCAGUCCACUUACUCCGUUAUAACGGGAAGUAGUAUCAAUAUGAUAUGCUCCGUGUCAGCCAAUCCUGUCGUCACUUCUAUAACAUGGCAGUUCCAGGCCGCCAGCAGUAAUUCUUUUGUUUCCAUCUCGUCUUCGUCUAAAUAUGGCAUCAGCGGUACCUCGGGAUCUUCCUCCACUCUGACCGUGAAUACAGCAGCCAGUUCUGAUCAGGGUCUGUACCGAUGUCUGGCCACCAACCAAGUGGGAACCAGGUCUGCCAAUACAACACUCACUGUGUCAGGAAGUUUGCCCUCGGUAAAUAUUCCCCUAAAUUCAUAUAGUGCGGUAACUGGGCAGGACAUGACAAUUCCCUGCUCGGUAUCUGCUAGCCCCACAGCAUCGAUUACCUGGACCUUUAUCUCCACCUCUCAGUCCCAGACACAAAUCAGUGUCUCCACCACUAAGUACACAUUCAACCCCUCCUCCACUGACGGCACCUUGAUCGUUAGAUCCACCACCAGCAGCGACUCGGGCACAUACCGUUGCCAGGCAACCAAUAGUGUUGGGACAACAUCAGAUGUAGCAACCCUCUCUGUUACUGGAAGUGCACCAUCAGUCAGUUUUGGAUCCCAGUCCUACACAGUGAUCACAGGAAACAAUGUCCAGCUGUCCUGUUUUGUGAGUGCCACUCCAGCAGCUACUGGUAUCACCUGGACAUUCCAGUCCACUGGGGGUGGUUCCCUCACCAUCACCCCCUCUACCUCAGGGUACAGCAUUGUCACCGCCUCCUCCCAGACACAAUCCACACUGACAGUUCUGUCGGCCGAGAACAAUGAUGCGGGGACAUACACCUGUACAGCCACCAACACAGUGGGGACCAGAUCAGCAAGUGUUUCUCUCUCAGUGUCUGGAAGUCUGCCAGUGGUGAAUAUUCCUCAGAAUUCUUACUCUGCUAUAACUGGCCAGGAUGUCACUAUUUCAUGCUCUGUAUCAGCCAACCCGGCUGCAACAAUUACUUGGACCUUUAUCUCAACUUCCCAAAUUCAGACACAAAUUACCACCUCUACAUCCAAGUACACAUUCAACCCCUCCUCUACAAAUGGUAACCUGAUUGUGAGGUCCACCACCACCAGUGACUCCGGCACGUACCGCUGUGGAGCGACCAAUGCUGUUGGAACGGUGUCAGAUGUUGCGACGCUUUCUGUUACUGGAAGUCUACCAGUGGUGACAAUUCCUCAGAAUUCUUACUCUGCAGUAACUGGACAGGAUGCCACAAUUCCUUGCUCUGUAUCAGCCAACCCUGCAGCAACAAUAACCUGGACCUUUAUCUCGACAUCUCAGUCACAGACACAGAUUACCACCUCUACAUCCAAGUACACAUUCAACCCGUCCUCUACAAAUGGUAACCUGAUUGUGAGAUCUACCACUAGCAGUGACAUUGGCACGUACCGUUGCCAAGCAACCAAUGCUGUUGGAACGUCUUCGGAUGUGGCUACUCUUUCUGUUACUGGAAGUGCACCAUCAGUUAACUUUGGCUCCUCCUCCUACAGUGUAGUCACAGGAAACAAUGUCCAGCUGUCCUGUUUUGUGAGUGCCACUCCAGCAGCUACUGGCAUCACCUGGACAUUCCAGUCAACAGGGGGUGGUUCCCUCACCAUCACCCCCUCUACCUCAGGGUACAGCAUUGUCACAUCCUCCUCCCAGACACAAUCCACACUCACAGUUCUGUCUGCCCAGAACAAUGAUGCGGGAACAUACACCUGUACUGCCACCAAUACAGUGGGGACCAGAUCAGCAAGUGCUACUCUCUCCGUGUCUGGAAGUCUGCCAGCAGUGAAUAUUCCCCAGAAUUCUUACUCUGCUGUAACUGGACAGGAUGUCACUAUUCCUUGCUCUGUAUCAGCUAACCCAACAGCUACCAUAUCCUGGACUUUUAUCUCAACAUCUCAAUCUCAGACACAGAUUACCACCUCUACAUCUAAGUACACAUUCAGCCCGUCCUCUACAAAUGGUAACCUAAUCGUGAGAUCUACCACCACCAGUGACUCCGGCACCUACCGCUGUGGGGCCACCAAUGCUGUUGGAACGACGUCAGAUUCAGCCACACUCAGUGUUUCUGGCAGUCUCCCCACUGUAACAAUUCCCCAGACCACCUACACUGCCAUCAUAGGAUCAAACCAGCAGAUAGUGUGUUUUGUGAACGCCAAUCCCACGGCCAGUUCCAUCGAGUGGACGUUCCGUUCCUCCACCUCGGGAUCCACGAUUACCAUCACCUCCUCCACGCCCGGUUACUCCAUAGCGACAGCGUCAACAUCGCAAUCCACGCUGACUGUACAGGGGGUGGACAAUGGAGAUGAGGGGACAUACACCUGUAGAGCCACAAAUCAAGUGGGACAGGGCGCAGAUUCAGCAUUCCUGGACGUAACUGGAAACCUUCCCACUGUCAACAUUCAACAAAACACGUACACUUCUGUCUCUGGCCAGGAUGUAACUAUCUCCUGUGUCGUGUCAGCCAAUCCUAGCGCCACCAUCUCGUGGACGUUUAUCUCGACCAAUAACGCCCAGGUACAGAUUACCACCUCCACUGCUGACUAUUCGGUGACCACGUCAUCCACAGGCAGUACCCUGGUGGUGAGGACCACCAACAGUGGAGACUCAGGAACUUAUCGGUGUACUGCCACCAACAGUAUUGGAACCGCCUCAGAUUCUGCCACACUGACUGUAUCAGGAAGUCUGCCUACAGUAAAUAUUCCCAACAAUGUGUACACUGCCAUACAAGGACAGGAUGCCACCAUUCCCUGCUCUGUCUCCGCCAAUCCAGCCGCCACCUCAUUCUCCUGGACCUUUAUCUCCUCCACAAACUCCCAGACACAGAUCACACAAUCCACCACCAAAUACACCCUGUCUUCCUCCUCCACUGACCGGACCCUCAUUGUCCGCGGCACCACCAGUGCUGAUGGUGGCACCUACAGGUGUAGUGCCACCAAUGCUGAGGGAACGGCCUCAGAUCAAGCUACCCUCUCUGUGACCGGAAGUAGACCAGUGGUAGACAUUACUCAGACCUCUUACUCCGCUGUAACAGGAAGUAAUGUGGUGAUUCCGUGCACCGUCUCAGCCUCCCCGGCCGCCACUUCUGUCCAGUGGAAAUUCACAUCAGGAAGUGGGUCAGAGGUCACCAUCAGUGCUUCCUCAUCCAAAUAUACUUUGUCAAACUCCUUGAAUUUCCCACAACUGACCAUUCUCUCGGUCAGUUCGAGUGAUUCUGGAACCUACCAGUGUAGUGCUACUAAUGCAGUUGGCACAGGAUCUGAUACUACUUCCCUUUCUGUGACAGGAAGCAGACCAGUUGUUUCUAUUACCAGCAGUACUUACAAUGUCAUAAUAGGCAAUGCUGUCACAAUCCCCUGUACAAUCAGUGCCACCCCCAGUGCAACAUCGGUGUCCUGGUUCUUCACCUCAAAUUCUAAUAAUAGAAUACAAAUCACAACCUCUAGUGUUAAGUACACUGUGUCUACCGGAGGUAGUUAUUACAAUCUGACCGUGAACUCGGCUGCCAGUUCUGACGCCGGAGUUUACGAGUGCAGGGCCACAAAUGUCAUAGACACAAGCACUGAUUCUGCCCGCCUGGCGGUCUCAGGAAGUAUACCUGUUGUUUCUCUGCCAACAACAACCUAUCGAAUCACCUAUGGACAGAAUGUCACACUACAGUGCUCAAUAUCUGCAACUCCAGCUAUCACUUCCGUUCAAUGGGAGAAGUUUGUAAAUAGUGGCUACCAAAGCGUUUCCACACUGUCACCCAACAAGUAUUAUGGAGGCAACACUACAGUCUAUGAUCUGACGAUUGUCAACCUUGUGUUCGGCGAUGCAGGGUCCUACCGCUGCACCGCCACAAACCAGGUCGGGAGGGGUGUCAGUCCAAACACUGCCACUCUGCAGGUGUUAGGGGACAAACCCUCUGUUUUUGUACAGCAAAGCAGCUACUCAGCUGUGAUUGGAACAAAUGUCUCCCUAGCAUGCACUGUUUCCGUGACAACCAAUGACCCUCCUGUACUAAAUGUUUACUGGAAGAAGACCACCCCCAGUGGGUCUGGCACCAUUGAUGUGUCAGGAUCCUCAAAAUACUCGGGCAGCACCAUCGAAUCUCCCAACUUAAUCAUUUCAAACCUUGAUGUUCAUGACAAUGGCAAUUACAGUUGCCUAGCAACCAAUGCUGCAGGCACUAGCGAAAGUGGUGUGGCCAUUUUAACUGUCACUGGCAGUCAGCCCGCUCCCAACAUUCCAUUGGGAUCUUACUCGGUUUUAAUUGGGAAUGACAUACAGAUCCCGUGCUCCGUGUCGGCAGAUCCCCCUGUCACUUCUGUGGAGUGGACAUUCCGACCCACCAGCGGGAAUACCAUAACUAUCGCACAGUCCAACACCAAGUACACCCUGGCCAGUGGUACCUCUAAUCCAAAUCUAACCAUCAAUUCGGCUGCCUUGACGGAUGCUGGCACUUACACCUGCAAGGCAACCAAUAUAGUUGGGCCGGGGGAAGACUCAGCCACUCUAACCAUCACUGGAAUUAUUCCUAAUGUAACAAUACCAGACACAUCUUUAUCCAUACAAAAACGUCAAAACAUCACCAUCACAUGCGUAAUCACAGAGGCUUUACCAAAAGAGACAUCUGUAUUAUGGGAAUUUAGAGCCAACCAAGGCGACUCAGGAACUAUCAUAAGCAUUGCCUCUAAUCCUACAAAAUAUCAAGGGGGCACGGUGGCAGUGCCGUCUCUCACGAUUUUGUCGGUAGCAGCCUCCGACCAAGGUUAUUACACAUGUAUCGCAUCAAACGUAUUCGGAGAGGGGCGCAGCGAACAGGCUUUUUUAGAAGCCACUGGCAAUGCUGCCACGGUAACCGUCAGUCCUUCCAGCCAAUCAGUGCUACAGAAGAGCACAGCUGUCAUCUCCUGCACGAUCAGUAAUGCAAACCCAGCCGUAACAGAGGUCACAUGGGAGAAAGUUAGCUCAGGCGUAACCACUUCUAUCACAGUGACGGGACGCUUCAACGGUUCCACUCCCUCUGUCCCUGACCUUACCAUCAGUAACCUUGAGCCAGGGGAUGCUGGGACGUACUACUGCUCGGCCAGGAACGCCAUAGGAACCACCAGGAGUAACACAGGGAGCGUGCUUAUAGUCACAGGGGCUGUGCCAAGCAGUGUUCUGAUAGCAGGAUCAUCAAACAGAAAUGUCAAUCUUGGAGGGGCCUUGACCUUGCAAUGUUCAGGUCAAGGACAACCAAGCCCAACUUACACCUGGUUGUUCAGUAGUAGUACUACUACUAGUACAGUGGUUGGGACAGGAAAUACCUAUACAAUUACUAAUGCCCUGAGGACGAAUGCUGGAACUUACAUUUGUAGAGCAACUAAUACACUGGGAACAUUGGAUAGUCCAGGGGUUACUGUCAAUGUCCAGUAUGCUCCUGUCGAUGCCCGAACUGAAGCACAGAAGAUAGUGACUGCCACUGUGGACACCGCAGUCACCUUGAGCUGUAACGUGGACGCCAAUCCUACUGCCUCUUUCCAGUGGUAUCGUAACUCCCAGCUGGUGGGGUCCCAGCAAACGUACACCUUCACCUUCAGCGGAACUGACACCCAGGGGGUUUACACGUGUAGAGCCACCAACAGUGUAGGAUCCCAGGACCUGCAGUUCACUGUGUCUCAGGGUACUGGCAAUGUUGGGGCCUCCACAGCCACUUCGGGGCUCUCCACAGGAGAAAUUGCCGCCAUCAUCCUGGCCUUACUUCUCCUGCUUCUACUUAUCAUUAUUAUCAUCAUCUGCUGCCUGACACAUGGUGUAUGUGGGGCUAUCUGUGGCAAGAAACAAGAUGUCAAAGGUCGUGUGGAACCAACAGAGGAGAAGGAGGUGUAUAAGGAAACACAGAAAGAGGUCAUCAUUCCACGAUUCCACGAGGAGUCCAUCAAAGGCAAAAGUUACAGGGAGCCAGCAAGGGCGGGUUCCUAUCGGUCUUACCCUGCCCAUGCUAACAAGUAUCGACAACCCUCGGCUGUGUCUAGGAAAGAUGUCGAUGUCAGAGUACAGAACGGUGGAUUCAGGAAGGAGAAUGAUUACGAGAUUGUACGUUAUGAGACCGUGCCUCCAGUUUCUACUCAGCUGAUGACUGAGUCCCCCCGCCCACACCGCCUGCCUGCUCUCUCCUACACCUACGAAGAUGUGGAGAAGAAGCGCAAGAGGAGGAAGAAGAAGAAGCACCACCGCAGACGCCACCACGAUCAUGGAGAGGAAGUGGUGGUUGAGACAUUACGGUCUGGUAGCCCAGUUCGUAUUAUAGAAGAACCUGUGGAAGAAGUGGAGGUAGUGCGCUCGGCUAGCCCGACCCGAUAUGUAACUGAGCCCAGCAAUGAAAUGGUGGUUGAGCGUGUGAUACGAAGUCGCAGUGCUAGUCCUACUCGAAUAAUUCGCACCGAGGCCGAGGAACCUACGGUUGUUGAGCGAGUGAUCCGCAGCUCGAGUCCCAGUCGCCACGUCUACAGACAGGAAGUGGAGGAACCAGUGGAAUAUUCACCUUCUCCAGGAAGGAGAGGUUACGGUUACUAUGACAAUGAAAGGAUCAUUGAGACGACACGAAGCUCCAGAAGUCCGCGACGACACCGGCACCAGGAGGAGGAAGACGUGAUAAUUGAACGUCGCAGUCCAAGCACUAAACGGAGAUACGAGGAGAAUUACAUAACGGAUGACCGUGACAUCAUCCAGGAAGACGGAGAUCUCCGCGCGUACAAUGGAGUCGUGUAUCGCGAGGCUCCCAGUCGCCAUGGCAGCGGGCGUUACGCUGUACAGAGCAGCGAGAGGCGAAGUCGUAGCAGAGGUCGUCAUGGGUCAGAUGAUGACGUAGAAGUGGUUUAUGGGAAGGAAUAUGUUGUGGAACGUUAACUAGGUCUUAAAUGAAUUAAUAUUAGGAUUUUAAAAUUAUUUUUAUCAGAGAUUUUAUGUAGAAUGGGUGGUUUCUGAGAUGUAUAUGGAUGAAAUUUUUCUUAUAAUGAUAGCUCUUUUAGAAACUUUUUUUCUUGUAGCAAAGAGAAAAAACUUGUGUUGAUUCAAUUUGAAUAGCAUUUUUUAUCCUUUAAAUACCAUGCAAAACAAACCAAAGUGGAAAGAUGAGUAUUAUUCUAUGUAUGACGUUGUAUAAUGUCCAUGUAAGUAUAAUUAAGAGCAAAGAAAAUUUUCAGAAGUGCUACAGUUAAACUAUCCAUGUGUCCAUAUAAUGUUUCCAAAGUGCCUACACUGUUGUGUAUUACAUUCCAGAAAGUUUUCAUAUGAAAUAUAGAUUCAGGGUUGUCCACAAGGUUUGAAAUAGAAGGGGACAUUUUAAAAGAAAAAGGUUGUCUUAAGUUCCUCCCCAAGUGGGAAUAGGGGCAAUGCCAGAUUACCCUA
Molecule: messenger RNA, 12451 nt
Organism: Saccostrea cuccullata (small rock oyster)
Lineage: Eukaryota; Metazoa; Mollusca; Bivalvia; Ostreida; Ostreidae
Product: hemicentin-1-like
Exons: 48
Coding region: 344-11950 (3868 amino acids)
Biological process (GO): axon guidance; homophilic cell-cell adhesion; dendrite self-avoidance
Cellular component (GO): plasma membrane; axon
Molecular function (GO): cell-cell adhesion mediator activity
Source: RefSeq, a predicted model, not a curated record